Trichosurus vulpecula (common brushtail) is the source of this 1700-nucleotide messenger RNA. RefSeq names its product cell wall biogenesis 43 C-terminal homolog (gene CWH43). Gene Ontology annotation, cellular component: endoplasmic reticulum. The record is from RefSeq and is a predicted model, not a curated record. Gene Ontology annotation, biological process: GPI anchor biosynthetic process. Lineage: Eukaryota; Metazoa; Chordata; Mammalia; Diprotodontia; Phalangeridae.
UCGGAUGCAUGCACUCGGCAGCACAACACCCCUGCUUCUGCCUCCACAUUCAGGCCUGGGACCGAGUGCGCUCAGAGGGGCUGGGGGACCUGGAAUGCAGUCCAGAGUCCCAGCUCCUACCUGUCUGCCCCGCCCCCACCAACCAGCGCCACAAGCCACCUUCCCCAGAGUUGGUUCUGGCAGUAUAGACGGUAAUGUCAUGGGACAGCAAGGUGGGCAAAGGAUCCAAGACUCCUGCCCUCAAGGGAGGUUCUCCGGCCCAGACUGUGGGAAAGAUGGAAAGGUAUUUCAGAAUCCGAGGAUUCAUUUUAGGAAAACUGCUUCUUCUUGUUCUUCACAUACGGUGCACUUCAUUAAACCCAAUCUGGAGCUGUCAGGCUGCCAGCAAAGUGAUGCUGACAUUGUUUCAUAGCAACACUUCAACAGCUGGCCUUUUCUCCUUGCGCAUGUGGGCUGCAGAGAUAGCUGGGAGUGUUUUGGCAGUCUGUACAAUUGCCAUGUGGCCUCAACUUCUUGGCCGCCUCAUUAGCUCAGAGAUGAAUCCUGGGAGGGCCAUAACCACGACAUUCUUCAUUCUUGAUUUUUUUUUCUGUGCCUGGUAUAUAGCUUUUAAGUAUGUACCAGGAGGUAUCCAGGCUAGAGAAAGAAAUCAAGUGCUCUUUUGGGCAUUAGUGUUAAUUAUUGGACUAGAUCUUAUUGCAGGGCCUCUAAAAAGCCUUUAAUCAAUUCUUCAAACAAAAACUAAUUCUAAAACACUAUUUAGAAAAAGUGAAAAUUACCUGAAAUUAUUUUUAUGGACACUUGUUGGUAUAGGAUUGCUGGUGUUAGGACACUGAUAUAAAACUUAUGAGAAGAAAUUAGGCAAGGGAACCAAAGAAUUCUCAACCCUGGUCUGGCCUUUCUGGUUUGCAUAUGACAAUGAAGAUUGGCCUUAUUUAGAACAAUCAACUCAUUGACUCAAUCAAACAGGUUCAGAUUUCAUAACAAUUUUGGAGAGUGAUGACUCUAAAUCCUUCAUAGGGAACAAUUACUUAACAAUGUGGCUCGGGGAGAAGAUGGGCUUUUAUAUAGAUUUUGGUCCAAGCACAAGAGAUCACACUUGGGGGAUUAUGGCUUUGUCAAGGUAUCCAGUUGUGAAAUCGGAUCACCACCCUCUUCCAUCACCAAUGGGGGAGACUGCUCCAGCCAGACUACUUAGACUGGAGGAUUUUGUAGUUACUCACUUUGGAAAUGAUGAGGAUGACCUGGACAGCAAGCCCCAGGCACUUGCUAUUUCAAACUUGCUAAAGUCUAGCUAUCAAGUGAUAUUUUUGGGCUACAUCACUUCACUGGCCCCUGGCUCCAGAGAUUAUCAACAGCUCAUUCAACAUGGCAGUGUGCAAGACAUUGACAGCACAGAUCCUGACAGAUGGUGUGAGUAUAUCAUGUAUCAUGGGCUAAUAAGGUUAGGUUAUGCACAGAUCUCUCAUGCUGGCCUGAAUGACUCUGAACUUCAGGUGGCCAAAUCAGGACUCUUGAUGACCCUUAUCAAUUAUAUGCACCACCAAAAAAUAAUUACCGCCCCUAGCAAAAUUUAUAAGAGAAUUCAACACCAGGAAUUCACAAAGACCAACUGCAUGGGUCCGCACAGCAGUGAAGGAGCUGCAGACUACAUAGGUGGAGGGAGUACUACCCAUAUUGACCAAGAGAUCUAUGUCUGA